Molecule: messenger RNA, 2909 nt
Organism: Mesocricetus auratus (golden hamster)
Lineage: Eukaryota; Metazoa; Chordata; Mammalia; Rodentia; Cricetidae
Gene: Pid1
Product: phosphotyrosine interaction domain containing 1
Exons: 6
Coding region: 596-1273 (225 amino acids)
Biological process (GO): regulation of reactive oxygen species metabolic process; negative regulation of insulin receptor signaling pathway; regulation of cell population proliferation
Cellular component (GO): cytoplasm
Source: RefSeq, a predicted model, not a curated record
AAACUAGCUGAGCAGAAGCAGCAGCUAGCCGGUGAUGUGCACAUUAGGUUUUCUCUGUUCUUGACUGUGGACAUGAUAUGAACAGUAGUCUCUGGCACCUGCCUCUGUGACUUCCCUGCAAUGAUGGAUUGUAACUUGGAGUUGCAAGUCAAAUGAACCCUUUCAUCCUCCAAGAUGCUUUUGGAGGAAGUGAAUUAAACUUUAAAGCAUGUUUAUAUAUUUUUAAGAAUGAAAACUGAACAGCUUGGGUACAUAGAAUGAUCAGCAUAAUUCUUCAGUGAAGAAAACCACACUGAGCCCCUGUGCCCACCGGCUGUAGCCAGAGCCAGGACGCUCAGCCCGCAGACGUUGACCCCAGAUGUGACAGCGGGACAGUGGCCCCUUCUUCCCAGCACAAUCUAGAGUCUCUCCUGCGUCUCUGCUGCCAAAACCCCAAGGCUGGAAGAUGUGGCAGCCGGCUACUGAGCGCCUGCAGGGGCGGCCCGAUAGAGGAUGCAAAGGAUCCUGUUUGGAGACAUCAGCCCUUUAGAUGUAACACUCAUCCUGAUAUUAAUAGUCGUGGUGGUGCUCUGCUGCUGCUGGUGGCUGGGAUGUCAUGUGCCCGGAGAAGAACGCACCUGUUGCUGCUGAGAUGCUUUGGAUAGGAUUGCACUUCCAGACCAUGCUGAAGUCUAAAUUGAAUGUCCUAACACUGAAAAAGGAACCUAUUCCAGCAGUCAUCUUCCAUGAGCCAGAAGCCAUUGAGCUAUGUACCACCACACCACUGAUGAAGACAAGGACUCAUAGUGGCUGCAAGGUCACCUAUCUGGGGAAAGUCUCUACCACAGGCAUGCAGUUUUUGUCUGGUUGCACGGAGAAGCCGGUCAUCGAGCUCUGGAAGAAACACACACUGGCCCGAGAAGACGUUUUUCCAGCCAACGCCCUCCUAGAGAUCCGUCCAUUCCAAGUGUGGCUUCAUCACCUUGACCACAAGGGCGAGGCAACAGUGCACAUGGAUACCUUCCAGGUGGCUCGCAUUGCCUACUGCACAGCCGACCACAACGUGAGCCCCAACAUCUUCGCCUGGGUGUAUAGAGAGAUCAACGAUGACCUGUCUUAUCAGAUGGACUGCCAUGCAGUGCAAUGCGAGAGCAAGCUGGAGGCCAAGAAGUUGGCGCAUGCCAUGAUGGAGGCCUUCAAGAAGACUUUUCAUAGUAUGAAGAGUGAUGGGCGGAUCCACAGGAGCAGCUCAUCUGAAGAGGCUUCCCAGGAAUUAGAAUCUGACGAUGGCUGAAGGAAUUUAAGAUUUUCAGUGAGGGCAGCAUUUGGGCAAGGAAUUUCAGAAGAUAGAUGCGUCUGCAAUGAUUCAAAUUUGGUAUGAAAAGACUGCCAAAACCAUUGGCUGGCUGACCAUGCUUUUUAAAUUCAGAAGAGCAAUUCUAAAUCUAAAGAAAUGUAUCAUUAAUUAUGUGACAUUGAAAUCUGCUGCUGCUGUGACCAUGAGGAGAGUGGGGGUGCGGACAGGGAGAAAGGUUCCAGACUGUCUUCUCGGUGUUUUACUCCUAUUCUGAUGCUUCCUGGUGGGAGACCUCCACGCCUAUUUUCACCAUUCUCAGGCAAAUACUGUGUGGCUGUAGUCUGAUGGACUAUUUCAUCUGCCUUAUGAAAUCCAGCAAGAAUGUUAGAGGCAUCUCUGUGGUCCCUAGGCGGGUGGGUGGCGUGGGGACACGAUGCUGGUGGGGGCUGCAGGAUGGAAGGGACAUGUCCAGGUGACUGCCUGACUGCUCCUCUUCCCUGGCAUGUUUGCGUACACUCUCCUCAGUAUGUGAAUCAGCACAGCUUGGAUUGAGUUUUACAACUAACAGCACGUUAGAUGGCAGUUAAUUCGCAGUUAAAGUUAAUGCUUUUAUUUACAUGACUAUAUCAAGUAGCACCCUCCUAUUGUAUUCACUUCGUCUAUUUUCUUAGAAUCCUUGCAACUAAUGAUCAUUUCCCUCCUCCUGUCCCUACCAUGUUCUCUUCUUUCAAGCUUCCCCAAAAGGGAUUGAGGCUCAACAUACUGUAAGAUUCCAACGGGAAAGAAAAUAACAAAUUAACUAAAUAUACAGUCAUCAGACCUACAAGGAGUCUCAGAAAUCCUAGAAAAAAGGACAAUGGGUGGCCGAAGUCUGUAGAGGUUCCCCUUUAUUAAAUCCUGAUUCAUAGUAACUUACUUGGUUCAGAUCCUGUUGGAUGACUCCUUCAUGAGAUGCUUAAACUCUGACAUGACAUUGCCUAGGAAGUCUUGCCCCAUCAUGUCGAAUAUUGAAUUCAACCUUGAACUCAAAUAGGGAAUGAGUGAAAUCCAGUCAGGUUGCCUAGAAAUCCCUUGUCUAUCAGGAAACCUAAAGGGAAAUGUGAUCUUGUUGUUGUGAAGUCAAUAAUGUCCUAAAGUCAGAAUGACUCCUUUGACUAUCAUUUCUGCAGAGAAAUUUUCACUGAUAGCUUGAGAUCUCUCAAUUUCAAUAUCUUUGCAUAUCAUAAAGAAUCAUGGAAAGUAUUUGUUAAAAUAUACACAUUUAAGGUGAAUAGACACAUUAAGAGGGCACAUGAUCCACUUUUUCAAGUGAUGUUGCUCCUUUUUAAAGGUAUGUUUUAUUUCUGGUGAUGUUAGGGGCAUUGGGGCACCUUAGAAGCCUUAAGUGAAAGCUAAUGUAAUCCAGACAGCAAUGGUGUUGGUAUUUUUGGUCUGUGUACCUGUGUGUCCAUGUAUGUGUUUGUGUGUGUAUGUCCCCUAUGUGGGUCCAGUUUCAAGGCAUGUACAUAAGCAUGGAGUCGUAUUGGUGAGGACUCAUGUCCUGAAGAUAUGCUUGUUGCUUUAUGGCAUAUGUAAACUAUUCUUUAGAUAAAUGCAUUCACUCUUUAAUAAAAAAUAUGUUUGUGUUAAUAAA